Dioscorea cayenensis subsp. rotundata (Guinea yam) is the source of this 857-nucleotide messenger RNA. RefSeq lists its product as uncharacterized. The record is from RefSeq and is a predicted model, not a curated record. NCBI's taxonomy places the organism in Eukaryota, Viridiplantae, Streptophyta, Magnoliopsida, Dioscoreales, Dioscoreaceae. Bases 43 to 777 code for a protein of 244 amino acids. The transcript is spliced from 5 exons.
GAAAAAAAAAAAGGAAUUAGAGCUAAAAAAUAAUCAGCCAAAAUGCAAAGCAGCACUGUAACUUUAGCCUCCCAUUUCUCUUCUCAUCUUCAUCCUCUUCAUCACAAGACAGUACUUUGUAGUUUGAACAAGUUUAAGAAUACCAAAUCUCUUAAGCAAACAUGGCCACCAAUUUCUUUCUCCUUGUUUACCUCUGGCUUCUUCUUAGGACCUCUUCUUGAUGCCAUUCAUUCAAGAGUAAACCUUCAAACAUAUCACAAUGGAUCACUUGAUAUUGGCCCUCUCCAUACCAACAUUUGGGUUCCACCAAUGCUGGGAGCUUUUUACUGCACUGUGGGUCUAUUACAGCUCUUUUUGGAUGAAAAGAACUCUCCUGAAUCAAAGAAAUCAAAAGGGAACUUAAUUGGGAAAACAAUAGCAUCACUAAUAACACUUACACUGUUCACUGAGUUAAGUGCUGAGAUGUUUAAAGCUGGAGUUAGAGAUGAUGUGGAAGCCUACACACUGUUUGUUCUUGCAGAGCUUGCAUGGUUUUUCUUGGAUGGAACUAGAAAUGGCUUUGCAUUGGCUUCUUUAGUUGGUGUUUCUUGUCCUCUUCUUGAGAUUCCACUAAUUAGAAUUUUUGAUUUGUGGCAUUACAAUAAUGCUGACAUUCAAAUAUUUGGAGAGGGUUUGAUCAGUUGGACAACCACCUGUUAUUUUGUAUAUACACCAUUUUUGAUAAAUUUAUCACGCCUGAUAAAAUCAGCCGUCGAUGAUACCGAUGACAGAAAUUAGGUAUCGGAAUAAUCUUGAUUCAUAAGAAUAGUUUUUGUAAUCGAAGUGAGGAAAUGAAUUGAUACAUUACUUUGUGCAAA